Aspergillus saccharolyticus JOP 1030-1 is the source of this 1806-nucleotide messenger RNA. RefSeq names its product mitogen-activated protein kinase HOG1 (gene sakA). Gene Ontology annotation, cellular component: cytoplasm; nucleus. Gene Ontology annotation, molecular function: ATP binding; MAP kinase activity. The coding region runs from base 431 to 1528 and encodes 365 amino acids. The record is from RefSeq and is a predicted model, not a curated record. The transcript has 9 exons. Lineage: Eukaryota; Fungi; Ascomycota; Eurotiomycetes; Eurotiales; Aspergillaceae. Gene Ontology annotation, biological process: stress-activated MAPK cascade; protein phosphorylation; cellular response to oxidative stress.
CUGGAGUCGACCUAAUAGAGCCAACAGACUAAGAGAAAGAAGACUGCUGGGGCGCCACCUACGGCUUUUGCUGCCUCUCGCUACUCAACUCAACUCAACUCUUUCUUGUUCUCGCUCGCUUUCUUCCCCUCUCUCCAACUUUGGUGCAACCAUCUCCAUUAAUUUUGACCAACUUAGAUAUCACUCUCCCGUGCCCGCAGAAAUUUGGUCUUCCUUUCCUGUUCUCUAGACCUCAUUUCCUCCUCUCUUCCAUCCCUCUCCUCCCCUUCUUCGACUUCUCCCUCAUCCUCUCAUCCUUCGCAUUAUUCCCCUCCAAUAUCUACUGCCCGAGAAUCUCCGUUCAAACACAACCCCUCGUCCCUUCCCCCCUCCCCCUCUUAGAAAACCUGAACUGAACUGGAUUCGGUGUGCCGUCUAAUCUUGGUUCAAAAUGGCGGAAUUUGUGCGUGCCCAGAUUUUCGGCACGACUUUCGAGAUCACCAGCCGGUACUCCGACUUGCAGCCGGUUGGCAUGGGCGCAUUUGGUCUUGUCUGUUCGGCGCGGGAUCAAUUGACCGGGCAACCAGUUGCCGUCAAGAAAAUCAUGAAGCCGUUCAGCACACCGGUCCUGUCUAAGAGAACAUACCGCGAAUUGAAACUGUUGAAGCACUUGCGACACGAAAAUAUCAUCAGCCUGAGCGACAUCUUCAUCUCCCCGCUCGAGGAUAUUUAUUUCGUCACCGAGCUUCUGGGUACCGAUCUUCACCGAUUGUUAACUUCGCGGCCUCUGGAAAAGCAGUUCAUUCAAUACUUCCUUUACCAAAUUUUGCGGGGGUUGAAAUAUGUCCACUCGGCCGGUGUCGUCCACCGUGACCUCAAACCCAGCAAUAUCCUUAUCAAUGAGAACUGCGACUUGAAGAUUUGCGAUUUUGGUCUUGCCCGCAUCCAGGACCCUCAGAUGACCGGCUAUGUUUCAACCCGGUAUUAUCGCGCGCCGGAGAUUAUGCUCACUUGGCAGAAGUAUGAUGUGGAGGUGGACAUUUGGAGUGCAGCUUGUAUUUUUGCGGAGAUGCUGGAAGGGAAGCCUCUGUUCCCCGGAAAAGAUCACGUCAACCAAUUCUCGAUCAUCACGGAGCUGCUGGGAACUCCUCCCGAUGACGUGAUUCAGACAAUUUGCAGUGAGAAUACUCUGCGAUUCGUCAAGUCGCUGCCCAAGCGUGAGCGACAACCUCUGGCCACUAAGUUCAAGAACGCCGAUCCAGAUGCCGUCGAUCUCUUGGAGAAAAUGCUUGUAUUCGACCCGAAGAAGCGCAUCCGUGCUGGCGAGGCCCUUGCCCACGAAUACCUUGCCCCAUACCACGAUCCGACCGAUGAACCUGAGGCUGAGGAGAAGUUCGAUUGGUCCUUCAACGAUGCCGACCUGCCCGUGGAUACAUGGAAGAUCAUGAUGUACUCCGAAAUUCUGGAUUUCCACAACAUCGACCAGGGCAACGAUGCUGGCCAAGUGCUUGUCGAGGGGGCUGCGACCGGGCAACAAAGCUUUGCAUGAGGGGAGAUUCGUGCUUAAAAAUGACCCCUGACGAGGUGCAUGGAAUAUGAUAAUGAUGUCCUUUCCUUUUUAUUGUUCUCAUGGUAUGUAGACUGGAUGCGGGGAUUGUGAUAUGCACGUUCACGUACUUAUGUUCUGACCGCUACGUCGCUUGUUUUUUAUGCCCCUCAUUGUUUCUCAAUGAUCUCCAGGCUGUUAUAAGCCUGGAUAAUAUUGGAGAUUAGAAACGUCUGUAACAUGACCCAACCAUUUGAGUUUCCCAUUCUGCUAUAUAUACA